Messenger RNA from Mastomys coucha (southern multimammate mouse), 4141 nucleotides. RefSeq names its product large tumor suppressor kinase 1 (gene Lats1). Gene Ontology annotation, cellular component: spindle pole. Gene Ontology annotation, molecular function: protein binding; ATP binding; protein serine/threonine kinase activity. Bases 426 to 3818 code for a protein of 1130 amino acids. The record is from RefSeq and is a predicted model, not a curated record. The transcript is spliced from 8 exons. Gene Ontology annotation, biological process: peptidyl-serine phosphorylation; positive regulation of apoptotic process; regulation of organ growth. Lineage: Eukaryota; Metazoa; Chordata; Mammalia; Rodentia; Muridae.
AAUGCCCACAUCCGGGAAACCCGCGGCGGACGGCGGCAGCGGCGGCGGCGACACGGAGUGGAAGGCAAAAUGGCGGCGGCAGCGAUGGCCUGGUGCUGAGGGGGAGAGCCAGGUCCUCGCGACCCCGCGUCGGGCCGCGCUGGCCGGCCGCAGCCCCCCGGCGUGUGUCCCCGCCCUGCCCCAUCCGGAACCCCGAGCGACGCUAGGGGCCCUGGGGGACGGGCUCCGGGCCGCCGCGGCGCCGGCCCUCGGGCCCGCAGCCGCUGUCCAGAAGCCUCCCUGUCCCCUGCAGGUUAGUUACUUCCACUGCAGAGAAUUCUAACAUUCCUGGGGAUUUCCCUUUCACCUUGGCUCAGAAGGAAGCCCUGAGUCUUUGGGUUAGCUCCUGAAGAAGUGCUUUGCAGGGGCCACAUAUAGAUGCUUUCAUGAAGAGGGGUGAAAAGCCAGAAGGGUACAGACAGAUGAGGCCUAAGACCUUUCCUGCCAGCAACUACACUGGCAGCAGCCGACAAAUGCUGCAGGAGAUCCGAGAGUCACUUAGGAAUUUAUCCAAACCAUCUGAUGCUUCGAAGGCCGAGCAUAACCAGAACAAGAUGUCGACUGAAGAUCCCAGGCAGGUGAGAAAUCCACCCAAAUUUGGCACUCAUCAUAAAGCCUUGCAAGAAAUUCGAAACUCUCUACUACCGUUUGCAAACGAGACAAGUUCUUCCCGGUGCCCUUCAGAAGUUAAUCCACAGAUGUUUCAUGAUUUGCAGGCUGCUGGCUUUGAUGAGGACAUGGUUAUUCAAGCUCUUCAGAAAACCAAUAACAGAAGCAUAGAAGCAGCUGUUGAAUUCAUUAGUAAAAUGAGUUACCAAGACCCUCGUCGAGAGCAGAUGUCUGCAGCAGCUGCCAGACCUAUUAAUGCCACCAUGAAACCAGGAAAUGUGCAACAUUCAAUUAACCGAAAACAAAGCUGGAAAGGUUCUAAAGAGUCUUUAGCUCCUCAGAGACACGGUCCAUCUCUAGGAGAAAAUGUGGUUUAUCGUUCUGAAAGCCCCAACUCUCAGGCGGAUGUAGGAAGACCUCUGUCUGGAUCCGGCAUUACAGCAUUUGCUCAAGCUCACCCAAGCAAUGGACAGAGAGUGAACCCCCCACCACCACCACAAGUUAGGAGUGUUACUCCUCCACCACCUCCCCGAGGCCAGACCCCACCUCCGAGAGGCACAACUCCACCUCCCCCCUCAUGGGAACCAAACAGUCAGAGCAAGCGCUACUCUGGGAACAUGGAAUACGGAAUCUCCCGAAUCUCUCCUGUUCCACCUGGGGCGUGGCAGGAGGGCUACCCUCCACCACCUCUUAACACUUCUCCCAUGAAUCCCCCUAGCCAGGGACAGAGGGGCAUCAAUUCUGUUCCAGUUGGUAGACAACCAAUCAUCAUGCAGAGUACUAGCAAAUUUAACUUUACACCAGGGAGACCUGGAGUUCAGAAUGGUGGUGGUCAGACUGAUUUUAUCAUGCACCAAAAUGUUGUCCCCACUGGUUCUGUGAAUCGGCAACCACCACCUCCAUAUCCUCUGACCCCAGCUAAUGGACAAAGCCCUUCUUCUUUACAAACAGGGGCUUCUGCUGCUCCACCAUCAUACACCAAUGGAAAUGUGCCUCAGUCGAUGAUGGUGCCAAACAGGAACAGCCAUAACAUGGAGCUUUAUAAUAUUAAUGUCCCUGGACUGCAAACAACUUGGCCCCAGUCAUCUUCUGCUCCUGUGCAGUCAUCCCCAAGUGGUGGGCAUGACAUUCCUACAUGGCAACCUAACAUACCAGUGAGGUCAAAUUCAUUUAAUAACCCACUAGGAAGUAGAGCAAGUCACUCUGCUAAUUCCCAGCCUUCUGCCACUACAGUCACUGCGAUCACACCAGCUCCUAUUCAACAGCCCGUGAAGAGCAUGCGCGUCCUGAAACCAGAGCUGCAGACUGCUUUAGCCCCAACCCAUCCUUCUUGGAUGCCACAGCCAGUUCAGACCGUUCAGCCUAACCCUUUCUCUGAGGGUACAGCUUCAAAUGUGCCUGUCAUCCCACCUGUUGCUGAAGCUCCAAGCUAUCAAGGUCCACCACCACCUUAUCCGAAACAUCUGCUACACCCAAACCCAUCUGUUCCUCCAUAUGAGUCAGGAAGUAAGCCUUGCAAAGACGACCAGCCGAGCUCACCCAAGGAAGAGGAGAGUGAAAAGAGUUCGGACAGUGUUGACUCUGGGGACAAAGAGAGGAAACAGAUUACAACUUCACCUAUCACGGUUCGGAAAAACAAGAGAGAUGAAGAACGCAGAGAGUCUCGUAUUCAGAGUUACUCCCCACAGGCCUUUAAAUUCUUCAUGGAGCAACACGUAGAGAAUGUCCUGAAGUCUCAUCAGCAGCGUCUGCAUCGGAAGAAGCAGCUAGAAAAUGAAAUGAUGCGGGUUGGAUUAUCUCAAGAUGCCCAGGAUCAAAUGAGAAAGAUGCUUUGCCAGAAAGAAUCUAACUAUAUUCGUCUUAAAAGGGCUAAGAUGGACAAGUCUAUGUUUGUAAAGAUAAAGACAUUAGGAAUAGGAGCGUUUGGUGAAGUCUGUCUAGCAAGAAAAGUCGACACUAAAGCUCUGUAUGCAACAAAAACUCUGCGAAAGAAAGACGUUCUGCUCCGAAAUCAAGUGGCUCAUGUGAAAGCUGAGAGAGACAUCCUAGCAGAAGCUGACAAUGAGUGGGUGGUCCGCCUGUACUACUCUUUUCAGGACAAGGACAAUUUGUACUUUGUGAUGGACUACAUUCCUGGGGGGGAUAUGAUGAGCCUAUUAAUUAGAAUGGGCAUCUUUCCUGAAAAUCUGGCACGAUUCUACAUAGCAGAACUUACUUGUGCAGUUGAAAGUGUUCAUAAAAUGGGUUUUAUUCAUAGAGAUAUUAAGCCUGAUAACAUUUUGAUUGACCGCGAUGGCCAUAUUAAAUUGACUGACUUUGGCUUGUGCACUGGCUUCAGAUGGACACAUGACUCCAAGUACUACCAGAGUGGGGAUCACCCACGGCAAGAUAGCAUGGAUUUCAGUAACGAAUGGGGAGAUCCUUCCAAUUGUCGGUGUGGGGACAGACUAAAGCCACUAGAGCGGAGAGCUGCCCGCCAGCACCAGCGAUGUCUAGCACAUUCUCUGGUUGGGACUCCAAAUUAUAUUGCACCUGAAGUGCUACUACGAACAGGAUAUACACAGCUGUGUGACUGGUGGAGUGUUGGUGUUAUUCUUUUUGAAAUGUUGGUGGGACAACCUCCUUUCUUGGCACAAACACCAUUAGAAACGCAGAUGAAGGUUAUCAACUGGCAAACUUGUCUUCACAUCCCUCCUCAAGCUAAGCUGAGUCCUGAAGCCUCUGACCUCAUUAUCAAACUUUGCCGAGGACCAGAAGACCGCCUUGGCAAGAACGGUGCUGAUGAAAUAAAGGCUCAUCCAUUUUUUAAGACCAUCGAUUUCUCUAGUGAUCUGAGACAGCAGUCUGCUUCAUACAUCCCUAAAAUCACACACCCAACAGAUACGUCCAACUUCGACCCCGUUGAUCCUGAUAAGUUGUGGAGCGAUGGUAAUGAGGAAGAAAAUAUCAAUGACACUCUGAACGGAUGGUAUAAAAAUGGAAAGCACCCUGAGCAUGCUUUCUAUGAGUUUACCUUUCGGAGGUUUUUUGAUGACAAUGGCUACCCAUAUAAUUAUCCAAAGCCUAUUGAGUAUGAAUACAUUAAUUCACAGGGCUCAGAGCAACAGUCUGAUGAAGACGAUCAACACACAGGCUCAGAUGUAAACAGCCGUGAUCUAGUGUAUGUUUAAUAAACUGGGAGAUAAUUGUAAGAAUUUGCAAAAGGCCUGAAAUGCAGAGGUUUUUUGAGGUUUUGAGAGGAUUAUGCAAAUGUGACAGAGUUUGUGUGCUCUGUGUACAAUAUUUUAUUUUCCUAAGUUAUGGGAACUUGUUUUAAAAUGUUAAUUUAUUCCACCCUUUUAAUUCAGUACUUUAGAAUAAAUUGUUAUAAGGAAAGUAAAUUAUGAACUGAGUAUUAUAGUCAAUUCUUGGUACUUAAAGUACUUAAAAAUAGUGCUCUGUUUAAAAAGAGAAGCCUGGUAUCUUUUGUAUAUAUGAUAAAUAAUUUUAAAAU